UGACCUGAAUAUUGCCUUGAUUGCCAGUGUUGCCCGCCUCUGCUCUUGAACCUUCACCACCCAGCGAUUCUUGCCCAAGUUUCUCAUCAGGAGAACACCACAAAAAGCCAACAUGUCUGACAAGAAGAUGACAUCGAGCCGCAGGCGUGAUCUGAAGAGUUUGAUGCUUGCAAUUGCGGCCCAGCGUCUGGAUCAGGAGGCAGCUGACCUUAUAGCAUCCAAGGAGGCCUACAUGAAUGAGCACUGCCCACCUCUUAGCAUGCCCAGUGGCAUGGAGGAGCUUCAGAAACUCUGCAAAGAUCUUCAUGCAAAGAUCGACAAAGUUGAUGAGGAGAGAUACGAUGUUGAUUCAACGGUCACCAAGGGACAAAAAGCGGUUGACGACCUUAGAAUCAGCGUAACAGAUUUGAAGGGUAUGAAGAAGCCAGCUCUGAAGAAAGUGCGUAUGUCCGCCGAUCAGAUGCUUCAGGCUCUGCUGGGCUCCAAACACAAGGUCACUAUGGAUCUGAGGAGCAACCUGAAGCAGGUCAAGAAGGAGGUCAAGGUUGAGGAGGCUGGUGACUGGCGUGCGAACAUUGAGGACAAUAAGGACAGGAAGAAGAAGUUUGAGGGCGCUGAGGCGUAAA
Molecule: messenger RNA, 626 nt
Organism: Engraulis encrasicolus (European anchovy)
Lineage: Eukaryota; Metazoa; Chordata; Actinopteri; Clupeiformes; Engraulidae
Product: troponin I, fast skeletal muscle-like
Exons: 7
Coding region: 113-625 (170 amino acids)
Biological process (GO): cardiac muscle contraction; skeletal muscle contraction
Cellular component (GO): troponin complex
Source: RefSeq, a predicted model, not a curated record